AUGAAACUCAAGCUCUCGGCCAAACCGGCCGACCCCAACGCGCCGCCAUCAGUACCGCCAACACCUGCUGCUGCCACUCCUAGCACCGGCGGCGGCUUCAAGUUCAAGAUCAAGAAUUCACAACCACCAACUCCUCAGACCGAAUCUACGCCUUCCCAGCUACCCCAGCCGCCUCAACCAGCGCCCUCAGCUAUCCCUAAGAAGAUUAAGAAGCCGAAAGCACCUACCGACGAUGCCACCAAGAAACGCUCCGCCCAAGAUGACAUUUCUCCUGCCCCCGAACGCCCCACCAUCAACACUGCACCUAAGAAACGCUUCUCCCUGAAGCUCAAUACUGGCGGUGCUGGAGGACAAGAGUCGGCUUCUUCAACUCCGACCCGCCUCAAGUUGAGUACAAGAAAACAAAGUAUUGGCCCCAAAUCAAUCUCGAUUGUCUCUCGAAAACAGGUGCCAAAAAGACCUGUUGGUGUCGGUUACGACUCGGAAGCGAGUGACGCAGAAGAUGAUCCAGCUGUUGAGCAGCAGUGGGUCUUGCGCAUGGAGCCAGGUCCUGACUGCGAUUACUUGCGCGAAGCCAUCACCAACAAGACGCUGGGCGAGAGGCCAGAUUCAGGCGGAGCUUAUGUCAAUAUCAAGUUUCUGGACAAGGAUCUGCGUCGCGCCAUCGUCACUGUCAACAAGACCAACUACGCCGCCGUCAUGGUCGAUUUACCGUGUAUCAUCGAGGGAAUGAAGAGUUGGGACAAACGAGGAUGGUGGAAGGUCGCCGAUAUCUGUCAGAUGCUGCUGGUUUUAGGUCCCACAGAGGGUGAAACAACAGCCAAGUACGCUCCUCUGCCACGCGAAGUCGACAAGAACACAUUUGCAUAUGCACACGGCUUGACACCACCAAUGCACUGGGUGCGUAAGAGGCGCUUCAGGCAGAGAGCUAGUUACAAGUCUGUUGAGCAUGUCGAUGAUGAAGUGGAACGGCUGAUCAAGGCCGACGAACUAGUCGAGAAGUCUGGAGGUACCGUCAGAUACGACAUUGUCGAUAAUGACGCUCCUGAUGCGCAAGCCCAAGGAGACCAGGAUAUGGACUAUUAUGACGACGAAGAUCCAGCCGAUUACAGAACGACGACCGAGGACGCCUUCGGUCAAGCCUAUACUGCAGAGCCCAUGCAAGAGGACGAAGACGACGAAGACCUGGAAGGCAUGCUGGGCGCUGCUCUGUUCGACGAAGACAUGACCGACGCGCCGCCACUACCACCUGCUGAUGCAGCAGCCGAGUUGAGCGCCGUACAGACCACCAUGGCCGAAGCCGAACCAGAGACUGAAGCACCGGCAGCAUCAGCUGAGACACCGGCAGCAGCUCAAGAAGCUUCUAGCGAUGAGGACGAUGACUCUGAAGAUUCCGACGAGGACGACGAUGAAGGACCGGACACCAUCGACGAGGAGAUGGUGGCAGAGCAAGCGGUGCAAGCUCAAGUACGCGAAGAGAUUGAGGACCUGGAGAAGGAGGUUGCGAAUGCGCGCGCUAACGUCGAGCGCUCCAUGAACCCCAUGCUCAGGCAGCGUAAUAUCAACAAGCUGCAAAGUCUGGAAAGCGAACUCGCCAUGAAGCGCAGAAACUUUGGCAUGGAGGUUGAUGACGAUGAGGACAAUGGGGAGUGA
Aureobasidium uvarum is the source of this 1653-nucleotide messenger RNA. The record is from the annotation of a GenBank genome assembly. Lineage: Eukaryota; Fungi; Ascomycota; Dothideomycetes; Dothideales; Saccotheciaceae.